Messenger RNA from Nymphalis io (European peacock), 1822 nucleotides. RefSeq lists its product as uncharacterized. The record is from RefSeq and is a predicted model, not a curated record. The coding region runs from base 201 to 980 and encodes 259 amino acids. The transcript is spliced from 6 exons. NCBI's taxonomy places the organism in Eukaryota, Metazoa, Arthropoda, Insecta, Lepidoptera, Nymphalidae.
UCAGGCCGUAGAUGCUAAAGCUAAUAUAAUAUUUUAUUGAAUAUAAUUAUUUCCGUUUAUUUAUCAUUUAUAAGUUGAACUUUAGUGUUAAAUUAGUAUUUUUUAAGAACAAAAGUUACUCUUUCCGAAGACUGUAACGUGAUGAAAAUCCGCCUAAAUGUUAUGUGAACAAUAAUAUAAAAUAUAAACAAAAAAAGGUUAUGGCUGAAAUACUCUCAGACUCCGAAAAUUCUGAGAGCAAUGAACGUCCUACAAGACCUUCCUUGGCGCAAGUGAAAGCUGUGAUUGAUUUUAUGCAAAAACAUCCUGAUCUGGCUCACAGAAAGCUAAGGUAUGGAAUGAGUCAUGAAAAGUUUAAGAAACUAUGGAUAGAGCUCUCCAAUAUUGCCAAUUCAAUGAAAGGAGCAAUGAAGUCUACUAAAGGCUGGAUUAAGUUCUGGUCAGAUAAACGAAGAAGUGUUAUGUUGAAACAAAAACAUUUUAAUAAUGGAAAAACCCAAGAUAAACUUACACCUUUAGAGCAGAAGAUAUUGAAUAUCUGUUUUAUUGGAAAACCUGGGAAAAGAAGUAAAGCAGUAAAAAAAGAACCAUGUAAUGGUGAUAAUGGAUCUACAGACGAUAUAUUCAGUAAAGAUGAAAGUGACUUAGAAUUUCAAGAUACAAGAAAGCUAGUGCCCACAGAAACCGAUGAACGCCAUAUGAAUAUUAUGGAGAAAAUGGUGGAAGUUAUGGAUCAGCAAGCAUCAGCAAUGAUGCAGAUGGCAAAAGCUACUCUUAACAAUUCGAAAGCCAUGGAACGAAUAGCAGAAGCAUCCCAUAAGCAGGCCCUAGCUGUUGAUAAACUAGCUGGUACAUUUGAGACAAUAAAUGCUUCAGCAUUUGAAGUAAGAAAUGCCAUUAUAAGUAUUGACUACACAAUGAAAAGAUGUUUUUCUACGACUCCACCACAACACAGACAAAACACGAAUCUCUUUAGUUAAUGAUAUUAUCUACAUUUGUGAGAUAGAAAUAUAUGAGUGAACGAUUUUUUUUUUGUUGAUUGAUAAUAUGAUAUGAUAUGAUAUUGGUGGACAUAUUUACAUAUGAUACACCAAGACCCGACUCUAGGGUGUAUAUGUAAAUAUUUCUGUCAAUCAACUGUUACCUUCUAACACAGGCAUCAAGUUGCCUACCCUAGAAAGAGACGAACGAGUAUGUAUUUAAAAAAAAACAAUAAUAGGUCACUGCAAUACGGGUAGGAUUUCUCUAUACUUUUGAUGAUAUCUUUUUUAUUUUAUAAAUGGUGAAAGAAUAUUCAGAAUCGAAAAAAUGAAAAUAGUAUUUAUUUUUGCUAUGGAAUUUAAAAAAUGCAUUGUAAAAAUAUCGUAGUUAAGUUGUUAUAAAUCUGUACUGGUGUGUGCCAUAUAUGGACCGGGGCUAUAAGAGACUCGAGAGUGUGGGGCAGUGACAGACCAGUAAGGAUUGUCCUGAUAACUUGGGCAUAUCAUCUUUGUUUGGAUAUAUUAAUUGUUACAUAUUCCACGAGUGAUUGUUGGUCCUUGUUUUGCUGACGUUAAGUUGCCAUUUGUUUUUUGCUCUUAAUACGCGAAUAAAACCGCGGAAUACGGCUCGUGUAUCAAUCACUUGCUUACGCCGUCCGAAAACUAUCAAUUUAUAAUAAUAAAAUAAUAUAAAUAUAUUCGACAUUCGUCAUUAUUGCAGUUGACCUUUCACACGCUAUAAUAAUAUAUUUUAAUAUAUCUCUUGAAAUGUUUAUUUUUAAUAAAUUAUUCGUGCCUACAAUAGUAUACAGUUUUACCUUGAUCUCUAUUAAUAUAAGAAU